Molecule: messenger RNA, 1694 nt
Organism: Polistes canadensis
Lineage: Eukaryota; Metazoa; Arthropoda; Insecta; Hymenoptera; Vespidae
Product: leucine-rich repeat neuronal protein 1-like
Exons: 4
Coding region: 318-1631 (437 amino acids)
Cellular component (GO): extracellular matrix
Molecular function (GO): protein binding
Source: RefSeq, a predicted model, not a curated record
UAAUUAAAAUACAAUUUGACACACACAGUAUAAUAUAUGAAUAAAUAAUAAUUGCAGUUUGUAUAUAGUUACCACAUACGAACCCCUUAUAAUUCGGCACUGAGAUGAACGAACACAGGGAACUGUCGCUGAUGAAUUCGUUGUCAUUCCACUGGAUCAUUUUGUGAGAAGCAUUUAUUCGAAGUUAAGUCUCUCUCAGUUAUUAAGAAAGGAUCCACAAAGGAUUAAUAUAUCGAUUUAAAUAUAUUUUUAUUUUUAUACAAUUUAAUAUAUCAAACCAGAGUAAAACGCACAACAGAGAAAAAUUUUGGAGAAAUAUGUCGCUUGGAAUAAUUUUCGUUUUAACUUCGAUCCUGUCUUUCGUUUCGGCAAAUAUGGUAAAUCUUACCAAUAGCAAUUUAAAGAAAGAAGAUUUCUUCUUGAAGAUUCAAUCAACGAUAUCUCUAAGCGAGGUGACGGAUCUGAUAUUACGUCAAAACCAAUUCGACAGUUUUUUAGAUUGCUCAACGAAUUUGAGUUCAUUGAAAACGUUGGAUCUAUCACAGAAUCAUCUACAACGUUUUUUCUUUCUCUGCAAAGACGAAUACAAUCUUCAGGUGUUAAAUGUCAGUCAUAACAAAUUGGAAUAUAUCGAUGACAAUGCGCUUAAUAAUAGAAUACCAAAAUUAAAAAUAUUGGAUUUAUCAUCUAACAAACUUUCUGUCGUCAAUGAGACUAUGUUGGAACAUUUGAAGAUUUUAGAAUUUCUUUCGCUAGCUAACAACCCAAUUGCCGAUGGAAUACACGAGAAUGCAUUUUGGCCUUUGACCAAAUUGAAACAUCUCGAUUUAAGAAACAUCUCGUGUACUUUCUUCUCUGCAGAACUAUUUAAAAGUUUAAAUAAUCUUUCAACUUUGGAUUUAUCUUGGAACCCGAUAAGUACGGUCCCUUUGUUACCGAUAAAUCUAGAAAAAUUGGAUAUAUCAGGAACGCAGAUAUUUCAAUUGGCUGGUUUCUAUUUACCACGAUUAAGAGAAUUUCAAAUGAAUAAUAUGCCAAAUUUAACGAAAGUUGCGUUAAAUGAUUUAGAAAAUUUAACGAGUUUGGAGAUAUUAUCGUUGAUCGGUUGUAGAAAUUUAGUACAACUCACGGUUUGGCCGCACCGCGGCGCUUUAUUACCAAGAUUGCAACGUUUAUUUAUCGACAAUUGUGCUUUGGAAACAUUGGAAUCCGAUCUUCGUUUAAUUUUACAAAGAACAGCGGUCGUAAGUCUUCGGGAUAAUCCUUGGAAAUGUGAUUGCAGAAUGCAAUGGGUUAAUAUUAAUAAUUCUUCGAAAGAAUUGAACACGGAGAUAAGGUGUUCAAUGCCGGAUAAACAUCGUAGUAAACUUCUCAAAGAAAUUCCAAUAUACGAGUUAGAGUGCGACUCGAUUUCAUCGAUUUUUUAUCCGAUUUUAUGGACUUGCAUAACGUUACUGAUCCUUUUAAUUUUUCUUCUAAGUGUUUUCUUCAUCGUUAAGAGACAAGGUGGACAAUGGACUGUUCGAAGACGAAAUCAGGAUACCGUUACUUACACGAACGUUGUAGAAUCCUCGAAUGAUCUGAUAAGAAUAUUAACUGUUAGCGAUAAUCACGAACGUAAUGAUGAAUGAACAAUUGAAGAAAGAAAGGAAAGAAAGAAAUACAGCAACAACAACAACAAAAUUAAAUAUCGA